Austrofundulus limnaeus is the source of this 4911-nucleotide messenger RNA. RefSeq names its product DEAH (Asp-Glu-Ala-Asp/His) box polypeptide 57 (gene dhx57). The transcript is spliced from 24 exons. The coding region runs from base 62 to 4315 and encodes 1417 amino acids. Lineage: Eukaryota; Metazoa; Chordata; Actinopteri; Cyprinodontiformes; Rivulidae. Gene Ontology annotation, cellular component: intracellular anatomical structure. The record is from RefSeq and is a predicted model, not a curated record. Gene Ontology annotation, molecular function: helicase activity; ATP binding; RNA binding.
ACUUUCGGCCAAUCAAAGAGAUGCAAACUGCCGGUGGUUAAAAAUCGCUGUCCUCAGRAAGAUGAGUGCUAGGAGAAGAGGUGGAAAACCAAACAGAGGAGGGGGCAGAUUUAACAAACCAAAAGGAGGAGGAGGAGGAGGUGGUGGUGGUGGUGGAAGUCGGAAAGGAGGAGCAGGCUGCUUUGAUUACGAUGAUGAUGAGUUCACCCUUGAUUUUGGACCUUCSCGUUCCAGCAGAGCCAGUAAGGGACGAGGGAAAGAUCAUGGACGAGACAGAGGACGUAAUGAUCGAGACGGAAGGCGUUUCGAAACUGGCAGGAAGCCUCUCCCAGUGUCCCUGGCGAGCACCAGGGUCCACACGAAGUCGAAUGAUGUCAUCAGGUCAGAGACUAGCGUCAUGCCCUUGCAGAGGAUCUUCAUGACCCAUGAGAACCAGGAACAGCUCAAGGAGCUACUACGGGAACUACAGACGCAGGAUUUCGAUGAGCCAUACGAGGAAUCUGGCUCGGAUUAUUCAGUGGAAGAGGAGGAUUUUGAUGAACUGGAUCACCGUGAGGAAGGCCAGUUUUGGGCUACCAACGACGAGCCUGUGGAGAGAGCAGAGAGCCCCACCUACUCGAAGGAUUCUGAUGAAGAGCGCCCCACUCCUGAACCUGUUAUUUCUUUAUUUGCCGUUGGAAAACUCUGCAGGUAUGGAUUUGACAGAGAGCGCAGCAAACAGGCGCUGGAGCUUGGAGGAGGAGAGUUCGGUGCGACCUUGGAGCAGCUUCUCCUCCAGGUUUACAGCGAACGUUUCGGACAGAAAACCGUCUCCCCCGUUGACCUCCAGGGCGUCCCGAUGGACGAGUGUUUAAACCUGAGGCAGGAGGAAGCCGUGGCCCUCGAUGCUAUUUACGGCGACCGCUUUAAGGAGCGUAUCCCCAACUCGGUGUGGGCCGUGUCCCUGGAUCUCCCGUUCCUGUCCGAAAAGGCUCCCAAGAGCAUCGGAGAGGCCAGAAACGGAGGGGGAGCCGCGCACGUUCGGGGAGUCUGCAGAUUUUAUUUAAAAGAUCAGGGGUGCCGCUUCGGAGACAAAUGCAAGUUCAGACACGAACUCCCAGGAAAAGGGAGGUCGGGGGCUGGUCCCGCAGACCCGAAGGGCCCGAGCCAACCGRGCUUCAGCAGCUAUUCCCCUCCUGAGUAUGAGCUGGAGGUUCGCUUCCYCAGAGGAAACCGUUACCCCCACCAGGCGCCGAUCGUCGCCUUCAGCACCAACGACGAGUGUGUCGGGGCCGCGGGGAGACUCUGCGUCACGGAGAAGUUAUUCGAGGAGGCUCUGGCUGCAGCCAGGUGCUGCGAGCCCGUCGUUUACACUCUCAUAACCUUAUGUGAGGACGAGCUCCGUAUGAAGGAGCUGCUGGCUGUCAGCCACCACAAAUACAGCUCACCGCCACCUGUAGUGGGACCUCCGCAGCCUCGGCCCGCCGCGGCGAAGAGCAGGAGCGUGGACAGCAGGAGUAAUUCCACGAACAGCAGGAGGACCGCUCCGCUCUCCAACCACACACCCACAGAGCUGGAAGAGACGGAGAAGCUGGACGAGCGGGACGAGGACKUGGAGGUCCGAGCUGUCCCGGUUGAGAGCGAAAGCUACGUCAACCUGAAGAAGAGCAUGGCGGACAAACACAGUCAGAAACUGGACAGCGUUUUACAGGAGAACAAAAAGCUUUGCAGAGAAUUCCAGAAAAAACAAUCAUCCAGACGCUUCAGGUCCAUGCUGGAGCAGAGGAAGAACCUCCCGGCUUGGCAGGAAAAAGAGCAUAUUCUGGAUGUGUUGGAGCAUUGCCAGGUGCUGGUGAUCAGCGGGAUGACUGGGUGCGGUAAGACGACUCAGAUUCCUCAAUUCAUUCUGGACGCCUCGCUGAGCGGCGCGGCGGAGCAGGUGGCCAACAUCCUCUGCACCCAGCCUCGCCGCAUUUCUGCCAUUUCUGUGGCUCAGAGAGUCGCGCAGGAGCGAGCCGAGAGCCUGGGGAACUCUGUGGGCUACCAGAUCCGCCUGGAGAGCGUCAGGUCGUCGGCCACCAGACUGCUGUACUGCACCACCGGAGUGCUGCUGAGGAGGCUGGAGGGCGAGCCGGACCUCAGAGGCGUCACACACGUCAUCGUGGACGAGGUGCACGAGCGAACAGAGGAGAGUGACUUCCUGCUGUUGGUGCUGAAGGACUUGAUCGCACAAAGAUCAGACCUGAAGGUUAUUCUGAUGAGCGCCACUCUUAAUGCCAACCUCUUCUCUGAGUUUUUCUAUAACUGUCCGUCUGUCCACAUACCAGGUCGUACCUUCCCUGUUGACCAGUUUUUUCUUGAGGAUGCAAUCGCUAAAACUGGUUAUGUCAUUGAGGAUGGCAGCCCUUACAUGCGCUCAGGGAAACAAAACUCAACUUUCACCAGCGGGCGAGGAAGCAAAGCAGACCCGAGGAAUGUGGUGGAUGACUUGGGCGAUGACGUUUGGAACUUCAUGUCGUUCUGCAAGAAGGACGUCGUUAAAGACUCGAUCCCAGACCAGCAGCUCAGUCUGCAGGACCUCACAGUCCGAUACAAAGAUACCAAGAAGUCUGUCCUUAAAACCAUGGCUGCGAUGGACCUGGACAAGAUCAACAUGGACCUGGUGGAGAGCCUGUUGGAGUGGAUCGUAGACGGGAAGCACAACUACCCACCUGGCGCCGUGUUGGUGUUCAUGCCCGGCCUCGCCGAGAUCAAGAUGCUUUACGAGCAGCUGCAGUCCAACAGGUUGUUCAACAACAGAGGAUCCUCCAGGUGCGUGGUGUACCCGCUCCAUUCCACCCUGUCCAACGAGGAGCAGCAGGCAGUUUUCAGCCGUCCUCCAGAGGGCGUCACCAAGAUCAUCAUCUCCACCAACAUCGCGGAGACCUCAGUAACCAUCGACGACGUGGUGUACGUCAUCGACUCGGGCAAGAUGAAGGAAAAGAGGUACGAUGCGUCCAAAAGCAUGGAGAGCCUGGAGGACUCGUGGGUGUCUCGGGCCAACGCACUGCAGAGGAAGGGGCGAGCMGGUCGCGUGGCCUCGGGGCUCUGCUUCCAYCUCUUCACCAGCCACUGCUUCCACCACCAGCUGUGUGAGCAGCAGCUGCCUGAGAUCCAGAGGGUUCCUCUGGAGCAGCUCUGCCUCCGAAUAAAAAUCCUGGACGUUUUCGCCGAGCAGCCGCUGGCCACGGUCUUCUCUCGGCUCAUCGAGCCGCCGGCGGAGGGCAGCCUGGACGCGGCCCAGCAGCGCCUGCAGGACCUGGGGGCCCUGACGGCGGAGGAGAAGCUGACCCCGCUGGGCUACCACCUGGCCUGCCUGCCCGUCGACGUGCGCAUCGGCAAGCUCAUGCUGUUCGGCGCCAUCUUCCGCUGCCUCGACCCGGCGCUCACCAUCGCCGCCAGCCUCGCCUUUAAAUCACCAUUUGUGUCUCCAUGGGACAAGCGAGAAGAAGCCAAUGAGAAGAAACUGGACUUCGCCGUGGCCAGCAGUGACCAUCUGGCUUUGCUGCAGGCGUACAAGGGUUGGUGCUGCGCCUCAAAGACCAGCCACCAGGCCGGCUUCAGGUUCUGCAGGGAGAACUUCCUGUCGUGGCGCAGUUUACAGGAGAUCGCCAGCCUGAAGCGACAGUUCGCUGAGCUGCUGUCGGACAUCGGCUUCAUCAAAGAAGGACUCAGAGCCAGGAUCAUCGAACGCAUGUCCUCAAAGGGCGCAGACGGGGUUCUGGAGGCUACUGGACCAGAGGCCAACCUCAACUCAGAAAACAUCCGGCUGAUGUCGGCCAUGCUGUGCGCGGCGCUCUAUCCGAACGUGGUUCAGGUCCGAGCCCCUCAGGGGAACUAUAAGAUGACCAGCAAAGGAGCCAUGAAGAUGCAGCCGAAAGCUAACGAGCUGCGCUUCGUGACCAAAAGCGACGGCUGCGUUCACAUCCACCCCUCGUCUGUCAACUACACAGUUCGCCACUACGACAGCCCCUACCUGGUUUACCACGAGAAGGUGAAAACGAGUCGCGUUUUCAUCCGGGACUGCAGCAUGGUGUCCGUCUACCCUCUGGUGCUGCUAGGAGGUGGUCAGGUCAACGUGGAGUUGGAGAGAGGACAGUUCAUCAUCUCGCUGGACGAUGGAUGGAUCCGGUUUGCCGCAGCUUCACAUCAGGUGGCUGAGCUGGUGAAGGAGCUGCGCUGGGAGCUGGACCAGCUGCUGGAGGAUAAAAUCAGGAACCCGAGCAUGGACCUGUGCAGCUGCCCCCGCGGCUCCCGCAUCAUCCGCAUGAUCGUCCACCUCAUCACCACGCAGUAGCUCCGCUGCUGAAUGUCCCCAUUUUCUGUUUUCCCUUCAAGGGCUUCAAACGCACCGAGCUGUGCCGUGUGGAUAAACUCGUGCACAAAGCGACUGUUCUGAUGUAAUGUUCCUCCAUUUUCUGCACAAGUUGCAGCGAUUUCUGUCGAUUUCACCUUGUUGCCACACGACACUUUAGCACAACCUCACAAGAUUCUGCGUUCCAGUUAGAACUUGUUUUUAAUACACCGGAGCGACAAAAAUAUGAAGUUUUGAUGCCAAACGAAUGCUGUGUGUGCAGCAAACUGAUAUACGGUUGAUGUCAAAUACAAGUUCCUAAACGCUGGGUUGUUUCACCCACAGAGCUGAAUUUUGGGUCCAUAUUGGAUUGCAUGUUGAUGGACAUGUUUGUGACGCAUGAGUGCAUGCCGUUCUGCUGUUUUUACAUUUGAUGAAUGUAUUUUAAUGUCGAUAAAAAGAUGUCACAACUACUUUCACUAAAGGGCUUUUGAAAUUAGAACUUGGUGGAAGUCGCUGAAGAAAGCUGCUGUCUUGUCAUGGAUUUCUCUCCUUUGCACUUCCAACUCAGAUUAAAUUAACGACAGGUGUUUUCUGGA